UUGCUCCCCGCGGGAAAGGGGCCCGCGGCCGGGACCGGAGCAGGCGGAGCGACGCCUCCUGGCGGACGCUCCCCAGACUCGGCUCCCUCUUCGUCCUCCGCAUCUUCUUCCUUGUCCUCCUCGCCUCAGCCACCCCCGAGGGGGAACCGUGCCCAAGAUGAGGGUGCACAGCGUCGGGGCGCCGCGGCGCACUUGUGCCAUCAGAAGAGUUCCUCCCUGCCAGGCACUGCCAGCCUGGAGCAACUGCUGGAGCCACCUCCACCCCCGGCGGGGGCAGAGCGGGCACAGAGCUCCAGGGAGCCUUGGACCCUGGAGAAGGGCGGGGAGUGCGGCGGCAGCCAGAAAAUAAAUACUUCUGGAACCAGUAAUGCAGAUGUCCCUCUGGCUGAUCCCGGAAUGUACCAAUUGGAUAUUACAUUAAGAAAGGGUCAAAGUUUAGCUGCCCGAGAUCGAGGAGGGACAAGUGACCCAUAUGUGAAGUUUAAAAUUGGAGGAAAAGAAGUUUUUAGAAGUAAAAUAAUACACAAGAACCUCAAUCCUGUGUGGGAGGAGAAAGCGUGCAUUCUUGUCGAUCAUCUCAGAGAGCCAUUGUAUGUGAAGGUAUUUGACUAUGAUUUUGGACUACAGGAUGAUUUUAUGGGCUCAGCCUUUCUGGAUCUCACACAGUUGGAGUUGAACAGGCCCACAGAUGUGACUCUACCACUGAAAGAUCCCCACUAUCCUGACCAUGACCUUGGAAUCAUUUUGCUGUCAGUCACCCUUACACCUAAGGAAGGAGAACACAGGGAUGUGCAGAGUUCAAUCCACAACUUUCUUCAUUGGAGAAUUUGUGAAAUAAAAACAAUGCUAAUGAGGAAGAGUUGGAAAAGAUCAAGUAAGGAACUCUCAAACAAUGAAGUGGUUGGAUCUUAUUUCUCUGUGAAGUCUUUCUUUUGGAGGACGUGCGACAGGCCUGCGUUCCCUGUCCUGGGCUUCUGCAGAGCAGAGCUUCAGAGUGCUUAUUACCAAAACGCACAAUUUCAGACCCAAAGUUUACGUCUGUCAGAUGUACACAGAAAAUCACAUCUUUGGCGAGGAAUAGUCAGUAUCACGUUGAUUGAGGGGCGAGACCUCAAGGCCAUGGAUUCCAAUGGGUUGAGUGACCCCUACGUGAAGUUCCGGCUUGGGCAUCAGAAGUAUAAGAGCAAGAUUAUGCCCAAAACUUUGAAUCCUCAGUGGAGAGAACAAUUUGAUUUUCAUCUCUAUGAAGAAAGAGGUGGAAUUAUCGAUAUCACUGCAUGGGACAAAGAUGCUGGGAAAAGAGAUGAUUUUAUUGGCAGGUGCCAGGUCGACCUGUCGGUCCUCAGUAGGGAACAGACGCACAAGUUGGAAUUGCAGCUGGAAGAGGGUGAGGGACACCUGGUGCUGCUGGUCACCCUGACAGCCUCCGCCACAGUCAGUAUCUCUGACCUCUCUGUCAACUCCCUGGAGGACCAGAAAGAACGGGAGGAAAUAUUAAAAAGAUAUAGCCCAUUGCGGAUAUUUCACAACCUGAAAGAUGUGGGAUUUCUCCAGGUGAAAGUAAUCAGAGCAGAAGGAUUAAUGGCUGCUGAUGUGACAGGUAAAAGUGACCCAUUUUGUGUAGUAGAACUGAACAAUGAUAGGCUUCUAACACAUACUGUCUACAAAAAUCUCAAUCCUGAGUGGAACAAAGUCUUCACAUUCAACAUUAAAGAUAUCCAUUCAGUUCUUGAAGUGACAGUUUAUGAUGAAGAUCGGGAUCGAAGUGCUGACUUUCUGGGCAAAGUUGCUAUACCAUUGCUGUCUAUUCAAAAUGGUGAACAGAAAGCCUACGUCUUGAAAAACAAGCAGCUGACAGGGCCAACAAAGGGGGUCAUCUAUCUUGAAAUAGAUGUGAUUUUUAAUGCUGUGAAAGCCAGCUUACGAACAUUAAUACCCAAAGAACAGAAGUACAUUGAAGAGGAAAACAGACUCUCUAAACAGCUGCUACUAAGAAACUUUAUCAGAACGAAGCGCUGUGUCAUGGUGCUUAUAAAUGCUGCAUACUACGUUAAUAGUUGCUUUGAUUGGGACUCACCCCCAAGGAGCCUUGCUGCUUUUGUGCUCUUCCUCUUUGUUGUGUGGAACUUUGAGCUCUACAUGAUACCGCUGGUGUUGUUGUUACUAUUGACAUGGAACUACUUCUUGAUAAUAUCAGGGAAAGAUAACAGGCAACGUGAUACAGUAGUGGAGGACAUGCUAGAGGACGAGGAAGAAGAAGAUGACAAAGAUGACAAGGACAGUGAAAAGAAGGGGUUUAUAAAUAAAAUCUAUGCCAUCCAGGAGGUAUGCAUCAGUGUCCAGAACAUCCUAGAUGAAGCGGCUUCCUUAGGCGAAAGGAUAAAGAAUACUUUCAACUGGACGGUCCCAUUCCUAAGCUGGCUGGCCAUCGUGGCCCUCUGUGUGUUCACAGUCGUGCUGUACUUCAUUCCACUGAGAUACAUUGUCCUUGUCUGGGGCAUCAAUAAAUUUACAAAAAAGCUUCGGUGUCCCUAUGCAAUUGACAACAAUGAACUGCUUGACUUCCUUUCUAGAGUACCUUCAGAUGUACAAGUGGUGCAAUACCAAGAAUUGAAACCAGAUCCCUCUCACAGCCCAUGUAAAAGGAAGAAAAACAAUCUUGGCUAGCUAGCUCCCAGCACUGAGAAGACCAGCAUCUGCUCGGGAAGAUAAAAAAGCCUUCCAGCCUCAGCAGCAUUUCCUUUCUUUCUGCUUUUUAUUUAUUUUACCUCUUAAAAAAUGAUCGUGAGAAUUUGUAAAUAGUGUAUAAGGGCAUAUGUCUUUGAAAAUAUACUUCCAUUGUACAGAAUCAAUUUGAUUAAAAGUUUACUUACUGCUGUAUGAAAGCCUUGUUAGUGGUGGCUAAUAAUAUAGCACACUGGAACAACAAAUGUAAGAAUGGUAACACUGGGAGACACACACUUCUCUAAUUACGAGUGGAAGAACCAGAUUAGAUUAUAUGCUUUGUUUUGCCUGAUGAAAUCUAUAUACAUGUUAAAGUUUUUUUCAUGUGACUAUUUUUUAUCUGAAAAGUACAGUACAGUUUUCUAUGUUUUACACUUUUUGAAAGGGAGGAGGGAGUCCCAAGACGUGAAUAAUGGAACAGAUGCAUUUCAAUUUCACAUAAAUUCUGAUUUCAGAUCCUGACAUUUAUUCCUGAGCAAAGUAUUUAGAUAUGACUAGGCUGACUUUAAGCUAAUGAGUGAAGGUAUAUUCACCCCUCAAAAGAAUCUUAUACUCUGAAAUCCUACAAAGAAAACUUUCCUUCUAUCAUUCCAUCUAAAACCUUAAAAUCUCUACAGGAUUACACAUAAAUACUGCCAGGUUUAUAAAUGAAUGCCUAUCUGAAUUUUUAUACCUAUCACUACUUUAAUUUCUAUCAAGUUAGAAAAUUAGCAAAAUUUCAGUAAACAUACUAGCAAACUAAAUUCAUAUUGCUUUUGGUGUCAGAUUAUACCCCUGUAUAUCUAAAAAUAUUUAAUACUCACAUGUUCUCACAGAAAAAAAGUUAUGUGCUUUCUCAUUAGAUUACUGAAAUCUUUAAUGCAUACUAUGAUUUUUGUUAUUAGUGUGAAUUGUAAUGUAGAGGAGAAUGCAGUGUGCUAAGUGAUAUGCCAAUGUUUCAUUACAUUCAUUUAUAGAAAAAAUAAUCAUUCUUGAAAAUAUAAAUGCAUGAAAACCUAUUUUGUAAAAAAAACUGUAUGGGGAGGGGGAGUUUGCCUUUAAAAAGAUUUCAUUACUUACUAUAGAAUCUAUAUUUAAAAAUUGCAUUCCCAAGACUCUUGUGGUAGUUUUUCUAUUUAACUUCAAGUGAGUGUACCUCUGGAAAGAGAAAUAAUUUGGUGAGUAUGUCUUACUCCCCCCUGACUUGGUAGGGGAUUAAGCUUGCCUAAAAUUGCUACAGAAUGUUUUGCACUACUUUAUUAAUAAUAGACUGAGAUAGGGUGAAGAUGGGGGUUGUGUUGGAAAACUGUAGAAAAGGCCGAAGCAAGAAACAUCUCUCUCUCUCUAAAUUCUUUAACAAUAAAUUUAAUCUCAUCAGAGCUGAUUUUUUAAAGUAUUUUUAUUUUAAAGCUAUGUUGUUAAAUACUAUUUCUUAUGAUAGAACUAUUUUGAUCUGUUUAUACACUAUGGUUGAAAGAUUGUCAAUUAAAUCCCUUUCUAUAGAAAGGCUUUGACCUCAAUAAGCUCCAUUUAGUGCAUCAUGUUUGUAACGACAUGCUUAUAUUCGCACACCAUCACUAUAUGUUGCUAAGACAAUACUCCAUGAAGUUGAUGUUACUACAGAAAGUUUGUUGAUAGGAUAAUUUGUUUGAAAUUACCUUUGAUUAUAUCUUGUGUGAGGUUUACAUUUCAUGCUGACAGUGUCUGCUCAAAUGUCUACAAGCCUGAUAUUCUAUGACCCCAGAUGUACCUAGUGGAUAGUAACCAUUAAUGGAUGACUAAAUUUUGUUUCAUUCUAUGAAAUUUCAGAUGUUUAGUUCAAUGGUAAUGUUGACUAUACAUUCACUGCAUUAAAUAAAAAAUCUUUUCUAAGUAAAA
Myotis brandtii (Brandt's bat) is the source of this 4581-nucleotide messenger RNA. It is a transcript of the gene MCTP1, whose product is annotated as multiple C2 domains, transmembrane 1. Gene Ontology annotation, cellular component: synaptic vesicle membrane. The transcript is spliced from 24 exons. NCBI's taxonomy places the organism in Eukaryota, Metazoa, Chordata, Mammalia, Chiroptera, Vespertilionidae. Gene Ontology annotation, biological process: regulation of neurotransmitter secretion. The record is from RefSeq and is a predicted model, not a curated record. Gene Ontology annotation, molecular function: calcium ion binding. The coding region runs from base 397 to 2667 and encodes 756 amino acids.